This is a messenger RNA of Fomitopsis serialis, 1557 nucleotides long. RefSeq lists its product as uncharacterized. The transcript is spliced from 3 exons. Bases 1 to 1557 code for a protein of 518 amino acids. The record is from RefSeq and is a predicted model, not a curated record. NCBI's taxonomy places the organism in Eukaryota, Fungi, Basidiomycota, Agaricomycetes, Polyporales, Fomitopsidaceae.
AUGGCCCCCAAAACUCGAACCUCGAACCAAGGCAGGCGCUCGCCCGAGGCGUCUGCCGCACCGGCUCCCCAGCGAAGCACGCCGCCCUCGCCGCCCUCAUCGCCUAGGACGAAUCAGGUUAACGUAGCUGGCGUCACCCCCAACCCCUGGGGGGAAAAUGGCUCCCGCCCAGGACGCCCGGGCAGCCCGUCCUACGCGGCCAUGGUUGUCCGCGGCCCAGUCCUAGGCCCCACGGUAACCGAGCCCACUACGUCGGCGGCCUCUCUGCAGCCAACCCCCACCGACGACGUCCCAUUGACAGCCCAACCUGUCGAGCCCACCGCCCAGGCAGCGACAGCACCGGCUCAUCCUCCUCAGGAGCUGAUCGACCCGCAGCCAGCCCUUGCCGAAACGCCAGAUGCUCCAGGCGAACCACCGGUGCAGGAUAGGAAGAGGAAGAAAAAGGUCAACAAAGGCAAGGCCCGCGAGAAGCCCAUGAUCCCCAUCGGCAGCGGCCACCCACCUGGUGUGGCUAGGAUCCCAGCCUGGGAGACGGAUGAAUACCAAAGGCACGUCAGCGAAUCUCGGAAACGUCGUCGUGUCACAAACGACAACCUCUCCGAACGUGCCCCGUCCCCACCCGCGAGAGUCCAGGACUCACCCGGCGCAUCGUUCGCGCAGACAGCCUCGCUCGAUUUUGACAUGUAUCUGGAGCCUGACCCGGAACGUGAGCCCACGACUAGCGAGGCCUACGCCAGGUUCGGCAUUGACCCUCGUCUCCUGACAGACGAACAUUUUCCUCCGCCGUUCAUGACCAAGGACGCGCAGUGGGUCGAUCCGAAGGCCCCGAGGUGGGCCAACGCCUCGAUACAACGGGACGUCUUCUGGAGCCCGGCGGGCGAGAACACGGAGGCCGGGCCAUCGAACUCUCACCGGGAAGCCUAUGGGGAGCCGUACCAACACCCUGCUACGAGAGGCGAGCAAGUCACCUACAGCGCGCCUGCCACGCCGCAGCUGUACGGGGAUUGCACCGAUACGCGAUCAACGCCGCACCCCCCCCGCUAUGAACCCCCCCAUGUGCCGUUCAGCGAUCGCACAUCGCAUCCUCCCCGUGCAACCGCCUCUCGGAUCGCGUCCCCCACUUUGGUCCCCCGAGUCCCCUACAUAGCGGGCCAGACUCGUCACGGACCGAACGCUCCGUCUCCGGGCCCGUCCGGAUACCAUCGCUCUCCGUCGCAGCGCCUCUCGCACAACGAACAUCCCAAUAACCCUGUCACUGCCAUACGGCGCCCUCUCCCUGCUACAGGCGGCUUCGCCUUCCCCAUCCCGGCCCCGCCGCGUACACCUGCGAGCCAAGAGGACGGAGAUAUCAACAUGCACGACGAUGGCGAUGACAACCGCCCCCCACGAGCCAGCACCUGCGCAACUCGGAUGUCAACGCGAACGCCAACCCCAGCUACCGAACCCACACUACGACAAACGCCCAGGUCCCUCCCCCUCUACCUCCUGUCGCAGCUCCGGCGCACGGACCAACGCACCACGACUACGUUCACCACCAGCAAGGACCCGCGCCUCUGA